Dentiscutata erythropus is the source of this 500-nucleotide messenger RNA. The record is from the annotation of a GenBank genome assembly. NCBI's taxonomy places the organism in Eukaryota, Fungi, Glomeromycota, Glomeromycetes, Diversisporales, Gigasporaceae.
UAGUAAUUCAACAAUAUUAUUAUACUAAUCCAAUACCAACACAACGGCGUGGACUUGAAGAUACUGAUAAUGAAUCCGUAACAGAAGAAACUAAUAAAGAUAUACUUAAUCCAAUGGCUUUAGAUAAACUUAAAGAACGCUUAUCUAAAUUAUACAACAAAGACGUCGAAUUUAAUUUAAUUAAACAACAUUAUCCAUACCUUAAUACUCGAUUAGCUCGAUCACCUCAACAAAAUUAUUCUUCCAUCACCAAACAAGAUUCUCCCACAAUCAAAUUAGAUUCCCCCACUAUCAAAUUAGAUUCUCCUACCAUUAAACUUGAUUCUCCCACCAUUAGACAAGAUUCCUCUUCCUCCUCUACUAAACGAGAUUCUUCGACAACUAAAACUAAAGAAUUUAUGAAUAAAUUCGAUAAUGUUAUUCAAAAGUGUCAUCAAGUAUUUGAUGAAAAUCCAGAAUUGUUUUGGAAAAUACACCAACGUAUAUUGAAUUUAUUUUAA